Molecule: messenger RNA, 1991 nt
Organism: Dicentrarchus labrax (European seabass)
Lineage: Eukaryota; Metazoa; Chordata; Actinopteri; Moronidae
Gene: snap29
Product: synaptosome associated protein 29
Exons: 6
Coding region: 115-900 (261 amino acids)
Biological process (GO): synaptic vesicle priming; exocytosis; synaptic vesicle fusion to presynaptic active zone membrane
Cellular component (GO): plasma membrane; SNARE complex
Molecular function (GO): SNAP receptor activity; syntaxin binding
Source: RefSeq, a predicted model, not a curated record
CACGAUUAACCGUCACGACGCAGCAACGUCACCAGACGUAACCGGAAGCGUUGUGCUGCUAACAGUCAGCUGAUAGAGCAACAACAACGUCGACCACACCGCCGACGGUCAAAGAUGGCCUACCCUAAAUCCCACAACCCGUUUGCAGAUGAUGAUGAUGAGGAAGAUUUUAAGCCUAAAAGUAGGGGGUUUGAUGACGAUGACGGGUUUGAUAGUGGGAUGAGUGAAGCGGAGAAGAGGCAGAGGUACCUCCAGCAAGAAGUGAUGCGUACAGCUCAGUCUGCUGUGGACAGCAGUCACCGUUCCCUCGGCCUCAUCUAUGAAUCCGAGAAGAUGGGGGUGGAAACUGCAGAGGAGCUGGUGCGACAGGGUGAGGUCCUGAAGAGGACAGACAAGAUGUUGGACAACAUGGAUCAGGACCUUAAGACCAGCCAGAAGCACAUUACCAGUAUCAAGAGUGUGUGGGGCGGCCUUGUCAAUUACUUCAAGGGCAAACCAGAGACAAAGCCACCACCUGAGCAGCCAAAGGCCUACCAGGCCACCGACAGAUUACAGACCGCCUUGUCCAGCAGCAAAGAACAUGAAGAUAAGUACCAAGCCAGCCACCCCAACCUAAGAAAGUUGGAUACAGGAGGAUUUGGAGCUGCUGCAUCAGUAGAUGACAGCUCAUCGAGACAGAAUGGAUACCCUCAGAACAAACACCUCAGGGAGGCUCACCAGACCCUCGACAAUAAUUUAGAUGAGAUGUGCGAUGGUUUGAGCAGACUGAAGAACCUUGGUCUUGGUCUCCAGUCUGAGAUUGACAACCAGGACGUCUCCCUUGAUUCUCUGCUGAAUAAAGUGGACAAGAUGGAUCUCAAGAUCCACAACACAAACCAACAGAUUAAAAACCUCAAAUAAAACAAACACUUGAACUCACCUUACAGAGACAAAAGACAGCAACAGGUCAUCCUCCUACUCGACUCUCAACCUUGGCCUCUGUUCAAUGAACUAUGUGUUCUUUUUGUUUAUUGUUUUUAUGGAUUGGAACUCAGAUAAGCAAGUGAACAUCUUUUUAUCCAUUUUAUUUUCAUUUUGAAUGACUGAAAUACUGUUGGACAGAUUUCCCCAUAAGUCAAAGUUUAGCAGAGAGAUUCUUCCUGCCACUUCACUGAAUUGUUUGUGUGCUUUGAAGGGAAUACUCUAUUCCAUGUGUGUAUUAGAUAUAAGAGACCGUCUUUGUCCAGGUAAAAUCUGUUCAUUCGCUCCAUCAAGGUCCAAGCUGUCUGAAUGUAGUCUGUCGUAUUUCCCUUGGUUUAGAUGAUUAGAGUUUCAGUUUGAUCAGCUUUUCUUAAUCGCCAGAGACAUAAAAAUGGCUACUAGAUUGCUCAGCAUUCAGGCAAAACAUAUGAAUGACAAUUAAUAAUAAAUAAUUUGGUAUAGAGACAAGACAGAGAAACUGGAAUAUUUUGUGUGUAUGAUUCAUAUGUCAGUGCUAACUCUAAUUCCUGGACCUGUAUGUACAAAACACUUUGGAUGUCUUCUCAAGUCACUUUUGCCUUACAGAUCAUUUGUAUGUGCAGUAGACUAACUUUUGGUUCUGUGCCAUUUUUCUGUCUCCACUUGUAUUUUUUUUUCACUUUGUUUGAUUUAGGUAUGUUCAUGUUCCUCAAUGCUUUCACUAGCUUUAUAUAAUUUGUUUGUAUUGCAGAAUGUGAUUGAAUGAAUGAUUAUACAGCAUACAUGAUGUGAACAAGCUAGCUGUGAAUAUGAAAAACUCAAAACUGAAAGAAUAUCCCCAUUAUUAUUAUUAUACAUCCUCCAUGGGAGAAAUGUAUGAAUGAGUAGAUGAACCACUUUUAUGUUUUUUAUAAAUUAAAACAAGGAUAUUCUAAGAAAAUAAUCCAAAAUAAGAACAUAAAUGAGGAUUUAUGGUCACAAGGUUUAAUUUUCACCAUGUACAUCAUGUAUUCUAAUCAAAGCCACAUACUCAAUAAAAACAUUUAUAAGGG